This is a messenger RNA of Epinephelus lanceolatus (giant grouper), 5254 nucleotides long. The record is from RefSeq and is a predicted model, not a curated record. Lineage: Eukaryota; Metazoa; Chordata; Actinopteri; Perciformes; Serranidae.
GUUUUUUCAUUUCAUUUGAUAAAUAUUAGCCUAUUGUUUGUUUAUUAACCCCCUGGCCUCCUGUCAUUUUGCAGUAGUGGCCCCAGAGCAAAGCUAAGGACCCUGGUGUAGACCUAAGUGCUGUCAGCGACAGGAGGCCCAGAAGUGGAGCUUUUUGCCGUUAUUUGAAAUCAUGUAAGUGUGUACUGUGUUCCAGUAGGUCACCUGAUUUCCUAUCAACACCCUCCUCAGAUGCUGCCUUCAAAUACCGCCGGACAAAUUGAAAUCACCGCUGCAGCCAGCAAAUUUUUCUAUUCCCAGGAUGGCGAAGGCAUGACCCGCCCCACUCUCCCACUGAAUGGCUAGUUCCCCUUGCCUUCUUCGGUUGUGUUGGUAAUGUUUAGACAAGAGGAGUGAGAUUGGUCAGGGUUAGUGUGGAGAAUGUAAGGGUAAGCCAAUCAGAGGCAGAGUAGGGCAGGUCAUGCCUUCACCAUCCCAAGGAAAAAGUACCUGGGACUUGGAAAAACCUGGAAGACCCAUGGAAAAAUCCCAAAGGGCGCAAAAGACCUUUAUGAGCAUUUUUUUUUCUGUGAUGAAGUAUCCAGUCAGUAAGCUAAAUGCCACAUCGCGCCGUCAAACUGUGUACACGUCUUCAACUAGAAGUCCCUGAAGGCAGCAGGAGCGGCAGUAUUCUGUACAGUGGAUACAUUGUGUUCGUUGCUCUCGACUUUCCUUCUGCAGCUGAGGUUGGUGGCUAAAGAUGGCAGGCUUCCCAGGACAGAUGUUCAUAGAGAAAGUGAAAGCAGCAGCAGAGGCCAUAGAAGUGUGGUGACUGCUUGAGAGGCUGAUGGCAGUGAAGCUGCCAUGGUUUGGCUGUCAUGACCGCUCUCAUUUGGAUGCUCACAUGGCUGCCUCAGGUCUUGCCAGCUAUGAGUAAACUCCCCCAACCUAUCAACUUGACCCUGAACUCAAGCCAUUUCAAUCAUCUUCUGAAAUGGGAGCCUGGACCAGGGACACCCACAGGAGUCUACUACAGUGUCACCGUUAAGGCACAAACGGGCACUUCCUGGAUGCCAGUGGCUGGCUGCGAGCAUGUCCAACAUCCACUGGUUUGCAACCUUACAGAGGCCUUCUCUGAGCCAGAACAGGUCUACUUCACCCGGAUUGAAGCCCUGCUGAAAGUACAGGACUCACAAGAAGUAGUCCUCCCAGGAUUUCAACCCAUUAGAGACACUCAGCUGGACCUGCCAUGGCUGACUGUGACACCCUGUGGCAAAGAUUUGUGUGUGGACCUUCAGCCUCCUAUGGGGCACCUUAGGGAGUACUAUGAUUCUCUGAAUUACAAACUCAGGAUCAGGAGCAACAAUGCAAAUGGAGCUCAGUUCUUUGAGGACAACAAGUCUCUGAAAAGGAAGAUUUUGAAGGAUCUGGCCUCCGGCAGACAGUACUGUGUCUCAGUCUGCUUCUUAGACAGUCACGUGCCAAGGGAGUCUAACUACAGCCAACCUGUGUGUGCUGUCACCGCUGGCUACUAUACUGCAGACCCGUUGAUCUCAGCCUUGUUGUGUUUGUUGGUGAUAUCUGGUGUGGGUGUUGUGGCCCUGCUGAUCUCUACUGGUUUUAUCUGUCUGAGAAAGAGGCCCCUGCCAUCUGUCCUGACAACCAUCCAUCACAUAGAAGAGCGUCUAGUCACUGCAUCCUGCAGCACAUCGCUCUCUUCUCUCUUGAAUAUUAAACCAACACUGCCCUCUUCAGGUGAAAAGAGGAGCACCCACACAUCAGAUGAGAGUGAUGGGGAGAGUGUUACAGAGGUCACUGGAGGGAGCACAGGAGGAGGUUACAAACUGCGGUUGGGUGCUGACUUCCACUCUUCCUCCUUUUCAUCUUCAUCAUCUCUGUCAGCUCCUUUAUCCCCAAAGCCUGAACUGCUGCAGAGUUUAAACCGAGCAUCAGACUUCCUCAGUCCCCAGCCUGAACGUUCAACAGAGACACAUUCCAUUGCUGGAUUGAGGAAGCCACUGAGUGCAUACACAGCCUUACACUCUGAUUCUCUCCCCAAAACUGAUCAGGGUUCAGAUCCCUGUCCUGCAGAUGCAGACAAAUUGACUGUAGGGAUAAUUCAGCCAAAUGAAGAGGAGAAGGAUGUGGUGGGAGAGGAGGACAGCCAGGAUGUGAACCUACUCUCAUUAACCUUUGGCAGGCCUGAGGAGGGGGAAGAAGAGGAGGAGGUGGAGAAAUCCCAUUGUGACUUGGCAGAGUUAUCCUCUGCUUUAGAGGUGUACAACACAAUCGUAACCCUGCCCUCACUUGACAGGAACACAAAGGAAGUUGCUAUAGAAACUGUUUCCUGCACUGUUGAUGAAGAGGAGGUGGAAGAGGAGGGAGAGCACUCUGGAUAUAUGGUGCGUCCAUGUCAAUAUGUCUUAGAGAACUUAUUUUAGAAGUCUUGGGGCUAGAAGUUACUCUGCGUCAUGUCUUUUUACAUUUUCAUAAAAAACAAUGUUACAAAGACAGACUGUAAAGCUCAUGUAGCAGCACUGUUAUAAAUACAUUUCAUUCAUUCAGUCUAGACACUGACCUCUCAUAUGCUGAUGAGGAAUUGGCCUUACAGGGUGUACAUACUCUUCCCACAAGUAUAGUUUGUGGUGAUGAUGGGCCUCAUGCAAGAACCACACAUAUACAAAUGUUUGCUCUUAUGUGGCAUGUACAAAUUAUUUUGAAGAACUUGUGACGUUAUUCAGUUUUCUUGUGUUUAGUAUGUUUUCUUAGGCACAGAAUUGUUGUUCAAGUCAUGAUCAGAUCAUCUGCCUGUGGUGGCCUGUUGUUAAACUCCAUCACCUUUAUGGGGCUUUGCUUCUUGACUCGUAAUCUAUUUCAGUGGCUCUCAGCCCCUUUAGUGUUAUAACAAUCUGCUUAAAAUUUUAAGCCUAGUUUUUUUGGUUGUUGUUGUUUUUUGUUUUUGAAAAAGUGAAAUCCUAAAGCGACUGUGGUAAUAAUGACUUGGGUAAGAGAAGGGCAGCAAAAUUAUUGGGCAGCCUUUAAUUCCGGCAUGAUACAACCAAAAGAAAGUACUUAAAGAAAAUUUUAAUGAAGCUUGAACAGUUUAUUGAGGUAGCAACUCCCCCUUCCCAAAUAAGAGUGCAAGUAAAAAAAAAAAACAAAACUGGAGAAAUGACCACUAUAGUAAAUUGUCCUUUUUGUCCAAUUCAAGUCUUCCUUACUGAAAGCACUCCAAGCAAUAAAAGGAAUGCCCAAUGUCCUGUCUUUAAAAUGCAAAACUAAAAACCAGGAAAAAGCAAAGUACUGCAAAUCAAAAAAGUCCAAAAUGAAUCAAAUCAUUGGCUGUAGAAUCAACAAAAUAAGUAAUCCAGCCUUAGCCUGAUGACUCUACCAGUCUUUAUGGUCCUCCAUACACACUUGUUUCACUGCAAUCCGUCAAGGUAUCACCAUAAAAAAGAGUCAACGGGGUCUUUCUCUGUGGCAGGCUGCCCGGCUUCAACCUCACUCCUGUUUUCUCCUCACCUUACACAAUCAAAAUCCCUCACCAAACUAUUCCCCUCUCCUUUGUUCCCUAGGCCAAUUUUCAACCAAUGUCCUCAUCAGAAAAUUGAUUGAAUCAGUGUAGUCAGAUUAAAAAUGUCAUUAUUGCAACUUACACUUGGGGAGUAAGAUCUUUGGGGAGUUGAUAAACUAUAUAUUUUUGGGAAGUUUAGAGUAUGACAAACUGCAAAACCAAAUCUUUCCAUGUUUUUGAAAGUGUAUGUGGUGGUCAUUUUGGACUUUCAAAAAUAAGGACCAUCCAUAACUUGUUUUUAGCUGGAUCCUUCAUGAUAUAUCAAAAUGGCUUUCUGACUAAAGUGGAUAAUUGCAUAUUUUCCAAGCACAGGAAGCAAAUGGGACCUUUUGCAUUACACUAAAAAUAGAAUUUGAUGAAUGUUAGUCACCACAGUAGCCAUUUCAGCCAUGGAGUGAGGCCAUUUUCCCGAGGCUUUAAAUAAAAUGAAUGAAUGAAUGAACCUUUUAACACUGGGGUGUAUAGACUGACCUUUAGUGACGUCUAGGAUAAUCAUAGUGAGAUGAAGCUUUACAGCCACAAACUAGAGACCUUGGGCAUUGAGAGGAUGUAUGGUUGUCAUAGGUAUAUUGACAAGAAGGAGGUUUCUCAGUAGUUUCUAGAACAGAAGUGCUCACAAUCCAAUAGCCGUAAAAUGCAAUUCUUGCAGAAAUCUCCAAACAUCAAAAAGCAAUAAUGCUCACUGGCAUAGCAAGUGUUAAGUUUGAUGACACCUUUCAAGUUCACAUGCAGUGUGCUAAAGACUGUUAUCAGCAUUCCCUGUCCACUGCAAGGGCAAGGUGUGUCUCAAUAAUUGUUGUUUUUCUUUUUGUUUUGUUUUGUUUUAUUUUUUUCUUUUUUGGUCAAUGUGAUUUCCUGAAUAAGCCACCUGUUUAGCCACUAAAAGUAACCAUCUGCAUAGGUUGGAGUCUGACAUUUUGGAAAAAAAAGUGUUUUGAACACUCACCAUUUUUUAAAUUGAUUUUUUUUUCUUUUUUUUUUUAAAUGGAAAUGAUUAAUUUUUAUAUUUCUUAUGUUCUGGCAAUUUCAAAAAUGUAUUGUUCAUUAACUUGCCAAGAAUUUUGAAUGAAAAUUCAUAAGCAACUGGACUAAUGACUAAAUCAACAGUAAAUGAAUGAUUAAUAAUUUGUGAAAUUUGGAAAUGUUUAUCAAUAAUUAGACCAUUUGUAAAUUGCAGCUCUCGUCGAAAGUACUGUUUUGUAGAUUUCUCUUGCAAACAGAAGCACUUUGAGCACCAUUAAGACUGUAAGUGUAUAGGUUGUUCUAUAUCAUGCAUGUCUGUAACAAGUAGAGCCCAUCAGCUGUGUACUUAAUCAUGUCUGAGUUGUGCCUGAGGAAUGUUAGUUAAUGAAUGUCACACAGUCUCCACAUUGUAUGGUUAUAUACAUGUUUUUAUUUUGCCAUAUUGUUUUCAUUUUAUGUUUAGUGUACAGUCAUACUAACAUUACAUUUUUUAUAAGUUACACAUUGUAUCAGGAUCAUAACAUAAACCAUGUUUUAUUGCAAGUUACUGUGUGCAGCCAACUUCAAACAACAUUAUCAAACAGCUUCCAUAAGUGUGACGUUUUUGUAUUUUAUACUCACUGUAAAAUUCUGCUGUUUAAAAAAACGCAAUGUCACGUUAUUCUUUAGUUUAAUUACUCAGUGUCCAGCUGGAAACAUGUACAUUUCACAACUAAUAAACUUACAUUUAAAUAGCAA